Penicillium odoratum is the source of this 525-nucleotide messenger RNA. RefSeq lists its product as uncharacterized. The record is from RefSeq and is a predicted model, not a curated record. The transcript has a single exon. NCBI's taxonomy places the organism in Eukaryota, Fungi, Ascomycota, Eurotiomycetes, Eurotiales, Aspergillaceae. Bases 1 to 525 code for a protein of 174 amino acids.
AUGGUAGUCAAGGGCCGGAGGAUUGGAGCAGCUGUUUCCCCUCGAGCUAUUCACCCAGCACCGACUAUUACUACUCCCCAGUUGUGUGUCAAUCGGGCUACACAAUCGCGACUCAAUCCGUUACUUUUGUUGACGGAAACUCUGAAACCAAGGCAGCCUGUUGUCCAUAGUGAGUCCGAUCCAUGUGGAUAUCCGGAUUCUUACUCACAUCGUUCUAUGAAUAGAGGCUACAGCACCCAGACUGAAGAUGACAAAGUCUGGUGCACAACAAACCGGUGCACAUCCUUCAACGCUGACCAGAAUCAUGUAUGGACUCUGACAAAAGCCGGCACAGUAUCGACUAUGACGAGUGCCGACGGCAUAAAUGCAAGAGCUGUCUUCAUUCGCUGGCAAUCCUUCGAUUUCGCGACUGCAGCUGCCAUAAGUACGGAGUCAAGCGUCUCCAAGUCCACCACACAAUCAACUGCUUCAAAUAAAAGUCUCGGCUCGCCGACCGCCACAUCACAGGCUGGUAUCUCGACAUAG